This is a messenger RNA of Phalaenopsis equestris, 1741 nucleotides long. RefSeq names its product endoglucanase 3-like. NCBI's taxonomy places the organism in Eukaryota, Viridiplantae, Streptophyta, Magnoliopsida, Asparagales, Orchidaceae. Bases 17 to 1498 code for a protein of 493 amino acids. The record is from RefSeq and is a predicted model, not a curated record. Gene Ontology annotation, molecular function: hydrolase activity, hydrolyzing O-glycosyl compounds. Gene Ontology annotation, biological process: carbohydrate metabolic process. The transcript has 6 exons.
UUGAACACUAAGGCCAAUGGCUUCCCCUUUGUUUCGCUUUUGCUGCUGCUGCUGCUGUUUCUUCUUCUUCUAUUGUGUGGUUUUGAUUUCUUGGGGUGCGGAAGCAAACCCAAACUACAGCGAUGCAUUGGAAAAAUCCAUUCUGUUUUUUGAGGGCCAGAGAUCUGGAAAGCUUCCUGCAGAUCAGAGGAUCAGAUGGAGAUCCGACUCUGCCCUCACUGAUGGCUCUGCGGCCAAUGUGGACCUAACCGGCGGCUACUACGAUGCCGGCGACAAUGUAAAAUUCGGCUUCCCCAUGGCCUUCACCAGCACAAUGUUAUCCUGGAGCAUCAUAGAGUACGGCAAGCGCUUGGGUUCUCAGACUGCGGCCGCUCGCACAGCCGUCCGAUGGGCCACCGACUACCUCCUAAAAGCCGCCGGCGGACUACCAGACCGUCUCUACGUGGGAGUCGGCGACCCCAACGCCGACCACAAUUGCUGGGAACGGCCGGAGGAUAUGGACACCCCGCGUACGGUUUACUGGGUCUCACCGUCGGCUCCCGGGUCAGAUGUCGCCGGCGAAACAGCGGCGGGGGUAGCGGCGGCUUCGAUAGUCUUUGGGUCGGUGGAUAGAGCUUAUUCGAGCAAGCUGUUGGCGGCGGCUAAGAAGGUGAUGGGAUUUGCGCAGAAGUAUCAGGGAAAGUAUAGUGAUUCGGUGGGGGCGGUUUGCCCGUUUUACUGCUCCUAUUCGGGAUAUAAGGAUGAGCUGCUGUGGGGAGCAUCUUGGCUGCUAAGAGCUACUAAUGACACCUCCUAUCUCACUUAUUUGAAUUCGCUCGGUGCCAACGAUCAAACAGACAUCUUUAGCUGGGAUAACAAGUUUGCAGGAGCCAGAGUGCUCCUAGCAAGGAAAUCUUUGGUUGACAAAGACAAGACCUACGAUGCUUUCAGAACUCAGGCUGAAGAUUUCUUCUGCAAAAUCUUACCCAACUCCCCAUCUUCAUCAACACAGUACACCCCAGGAGGCCUUAUAUACAAGCUGAGCUCCAGCAACCUCCAAUAUGUUACUUCAAUUUCCUUUUUACUAUCUACCUAUGCCAAGUACAUGGCUGCAUCAGCCCACAACUUCAACUGUGGAAAUCUUCUUGUUACCUCAAACACUCUAAGAAACCUAGCAAAAAAACAGGUGGAUUAUAUAUUGGGAGACAAUCCUCUUAAACUAUCAUAUAUGGUGGGCUACAGUACAAAUUAUCCGAAAAAAAUACACCAUAGAGGAUCAUCAUUGCCGUCAAAGGCUAGCCAUCCUAGCCAUAUUGGCUGCCAAGAAGGAUUUCAGUACCUCAACACUAAUAAUCCAAACCCAAAUAUUUUGACCGGAGCUGUGGUUGGUGGUCCUGAUCAGAAUGAUGGGUACGCAGAUGAUCGGAAUAACUAUGCCGAGUCGGAGCCGGCCACAUAUAUAAAUGCUCCAAUUGUUGGAUGCCUUGCUUAUCUUGUUGGUAGUUUUGGCAGUGGAUAAAUAGAAUAUAUAGAUAUAGAUAUAUAGUUGCAAGGAUAGAAAGAAGGCAUCUUAUAUAUAUGUGCUAGAAAUAAGGUUUGUUCUAAUUUGAUGAAGAUUGUUGUAUGUUGUAAGCUUUGAUUGGCAGAAAAGAACUUAAGAUAGUUGACUAGCUUAUGAUCAUAGUUUUAGAAUGAAUGUUGGUGUGUUGGAAAUAUAAGUUGCCAGAUCCGCGACUUACAUCAACUUGUCUUGAUUCUAUAA